Paramacrobiotus metropolitanus is the source of this 1432-nucleotide messenger RNA. RefSeq lists its product as uncharacterized. Lineage: Eukaryota; Metazoa; Tardigrada; Eutardigrada; Parachela; Macrobiotidae. Bases 781 to 1227 code for a protein of 148 amino acids. The transcript has 4 exons. The record is from RefSeq and is a predicted model, not a curated record.
UCCAUUACAUUUACAAUCUCACAAUUUUUUGCAUAUCACUUAUACCUAGAGUAUCAGUUACCAAUGUCGGGGAUUGCCUAUGCGUGUUUCGUAUGUUCCGCUCGCGUAGUCUAACACGUCAGGCAUAGCAUCAGCGGGCGGAAGUCGGGCUUGUAAUACAAAUGUUGCAGUACGGGUACCUGAAGCAGAGUGACUCGCCUAAAAUUGGCGGAAAUCCAGGCUGACGUCACUAACGUUGGUGACCUCUGUUCUGUUUCCGCGGGUAGCUUAAUGCUGCAGGCCAUAAUUUGCACCAUCACGCUCAUCUGUGUACAUAUAGUGCAAAAUGUUCGAAAUACUAUUAUUUCGUUUUAAAACUGAAAACCCGGAUCUUACUUAUCGGUGCCUAGACCGUCCAAAUCCGGAUCCACGUAUCUGCACGAAAACAAUCGCAAUAGUUAAUGCGUCCCAUCAUGCUCACGUUUAACCGGCGUAAUUUCUAAUCAAUGACCUUUGUCAUAUACUUCCUCUUGUAUGCAUAUGCACGCGUUUGUGCGGUGUAUGUCUGCUAGUGUUGAUUACGCCACCUUUAAAUGACGCUGUUAAGUGCCUUUAGACAUUAGUGGAAUAUAAUCCCAUUUUCCCGGUUUAUUCCACGGCUAACUAAUUUGUCGAUUCCGGCAUUUGAGGCAAAGCACUAUAACAAUCGCGACUAUCCUUUCACAGCAGGACAUUCGCUAAUCUCUGCGCGCAGUCGUGUGCAUUACUGUUUUCUUUUAAAGUGUUAUAUUUCCAGUGCACAUGAUGGAUUGUAAAAGUCCCGUGAUUGUGUGUCUUUUGUCGCUGUGUAUGGUCUUACAUUGCUUUGGAAACGCUGGAACGUAUUUUAAUCUGAUCACUCCCCGGUAUUGCUCUACAAAACUGCCAUCCUCCAAAAAAGACAGUAUCAGAGAAAGUUAUUUGUUACUUCGAUCCGUACUGAAAGACAUCCGUAACCCUCACAGAGCAGAAAAUGUGAACUAUGAGCCGUCAGCCUCCCUUGACUGGGGUCUAGGAAGGUCACAGUCAGGAUCGCGCGUGGGAACCGGCAUGGUUGCACUGGAGGACAGCCAAUCGCAUUUGUCUCCCGGGCGGAAGAAGCGUGUACUAGGCAGACACAGGGCCAUGGAAAGAUCCAGUGUCACCACAAGGGAAGGAAACAACUACCACGCACGUCUAAAGACAAAGCUGACGCACAAUCUUCCUUGACGCCGCCACAGAUUGUUGGCUGCCCUUAUUGUUAUUGUGAGACCACAGUUUUAUAUAACCGUUUGUGCCGGAACCUUAUUAAUAUUGACGCUACUGGCUUAGAAUCUGAUGCUGCAGGGCCGUGUAUUUUGUGUUGUACGGUACACCAGCAGCACAGCAACAGAUUUCAUACAAAAUAAUCCGUUCGAAAUGAAAUUGCUGUUAA